CUUGACCACUUGACGUCAAUUUGUAUUUUUUCUUGUCCGAUAAAAACCCGCUAAAAUUGUGCAGGAUUCUAAAAAUGUUCGAAAAUACUUCAAAUUUUGAUUUUGAUGAUGUAAGUUAGAAAGGUACUACGUUAAUUCCCAUCAAUAAUUUUCUGAAGGAUUUUCUAGACUCGUCGUUCUCAUCUGUUAUAACCAGCACACAGCAAAGGGACGGAAGUCAAGCACCAGUCUCUGCUCCAAAUCAAAAGGCAGUUAAUAAAAGCAGCACUGCUGUACUAACUCUUCAAGAAGAUGAACCUUUGAAAAAGAAACCCAAACAAUACGAAAAAGAAACAAACCUCAGAUACCCCAGCUGUGAAUCAGUACAUGAAAACAAUACUUUUAACUCAUCACCCAAAGUUGUAACACGAAGGUUCCCAGGGCCUGCGGGCCUCAUGGAUAAUUCAGAUGUGUUCGCGCCUUGCUCGACAGCUAAAAAUGAUUCUCAAAUCGACAGCUUUUUUCUGUGCUCUCAACGAACAAUGUCAACGUUUGAAGAUGGUCCUUGGACGCAAAUGACUAAAGAUUUUUGCAUAUUGUAUGAUAACAGCACAAUCUACGAGAGGUUCAACAUUGCCUGGAUAAAGAAACAGUCAAAUUCAAAGUUGUUCAAAGCUCCAUUUUUGGCUGCAGUGAUACAAAGCUAUGAAAUCACCAACGGACAAGUUCCUACAGUUAAUGUCACCUUACAGGAUCCUACAGGUUGUAUCCAAGCUACAAUUUUACAUAGCUUGUACAAAGAAAAAUUGGACUACUUAACAACAGGCUCAGUGUUAGUCCUCAAGUCCUUUGGAGUUCUGUGUGUUCAGAAUAGCUAUUGUUUAACUAUAACAGAAAAUAAUUUAGUUAGAAUAUACUCUAUACAAACGAAAAAGAUAGACCGUGAUAAAAAAACUAGUGUUGAAAUAAUUGAAGUACAGAAAGUAAACAUAAAUGAAAUGUUGAAAAACCAUAACGAAUGUUUGGAAGUUGCAAAGACUAGUUGUGGUAGUAAAGUGAAUAAGAUAUCUAAUAUUAGGACAAAGAGUGAUGAAGUUACAACAAAUUCAUUAUGUAAUAUAUUUAGUACAACUAGUGAUAAACGUCUGUUAAACAGUCCAAGUCAUGGAUCGAAUAUAGUUAAUACUUUGAAGUCUCCAUCAGGAUGUUGCAUAAGGGAUAAUGUUACUGAGAAAACGAGUACGUCAAAUAGCGCCAAGACAUUUAAUUUCAAGAAGCCUGCUGGUUCAAAAAAUGACAAUAUCAGCUUUAGUCAGGUUUCAGUUAAAACUGACAAAAGUGAGCAUACAGAAAUUUGGAAAAAUCUAUUUGAAGAUAUAGAUGCUGAGUCACUGUUCAGUGAUUUUUGAUGCAAUUUUCUUUUGUAUGUUUUUUUUUUGUUUUUGGUCAUAAUAUCUACAACCAUCACCACUUGUUACCUCAUAGGAAGAAUAUUUUUUUUUAUGUAUUUUGUAAAUAAAACAUAUUACCC
Messenger RNA from Acanthoscelides obtectus, 1510 nucleotides. The record is from the annotation of a GenBank genome assembly. NCBI's taxonomy places the organism in Eukaryota, Metazoa, Arthropoda, Insecta, Coleoptera, Chrysomelidae.